AUGGAACACUGUGUCUCUGAAACAGAGAAGUUGUUUGAGCUAUGCGAUAGAGAGAAAAAAGGAUAUUUGGUUGUCGAUGAUUUAAUACAGUCUUGUCCGCAGCUCAGCCAUGCUGAAAUUGACUUUGUUUUCAAAACACUCGACGUAGAUGGAUCUGGAAAGAUAGAACGUAAAGAAUUUGUUGAAGGUUUUAAUGAUGCGCUUGGCAGAAAAAAUAAAAACGACUCGUUAUGUGUUAGUUCACCGUCAAAUGAAACAGGUUAUAGCAGUGAUGAAGCAAACACUUCUUGUAAUCCAGAUAAUUUUCUUUCAACAGAUAAUAUUUCUGAACCUGAAAGUAGUAGUUUUGGAAGGAGUUCGUCUGCCCUAAUACAGGGCGAGGAAGUGUAUCAUUCAGAGUCUGAUGCAUCCAUUCCUAUCGAUUUGUCGAUUCCAUGUCAAGAAGAAGUUCUAAAGUUGUAUGAGCAACUACAGUCGUGUGGGAUGGGUAAGAUGUUGUCCAGAUUUGAAAGAAUUGUUGGAAAUUUUUGUAAGGAACUGAAAGAUCGUAAGGACGAAAACCUUAGACUGCAACAUGUUUAUGAAAGUGAACGUAGAUUAUACAGUCGAAGAAUGCAAGAAGUUGAAAGUGAGAUGGACCAGCAUAUCCUGGAAAGCGAACAGAGAAUUCGUGAGGAGGAAAAAAAAAGGUUAACUUGGGAGAAGGAAGAAAUGAGAUUGAAGCUAGAGGCCGAAAUGGAUGAACUGAAAGAAAAUAUUGCAAAAAUGAAAUUAAUUGAAGCAAGUUUGGACACCGGUGGGUGUAAGUCUGAUCAAACUGCAGAGCUGAAGGCCAAGCUAAAGGCGAACGACAUUCUGACACAACAGCGAUUGCUUUUAACAGUUGAGUGGAAUUGUUUUGAUGAGGAAGAGGAGUUAGGUGAAAAGUACGAGCUAUCGGACGAAAAUGAAUCUUUGAAGACAAAUUUAGCAGAUUCGCACAUUGAGUUAGCGUUGAUUAAGUCUGAACUACUAAACGUGAAAUCUGAGUAUGAAUCAACUAAGGAAGAGCUUCUAAGCGACACGGAAUUUAGUGACGCGAAUAAAAAGUUGCACGAUACCAACGAUAGCCUUCGAGGAGCGCUGAGCCAGCGUAACGUUCUUUACAAGCAGAUCAGAAGACUUAGUGCUCCACGUAUUGUUCCGCCACCUAUGUUAUUGCAGCAGCAUUCUCCAGAGGUCGCUGAAAUACUGCCUUCUGAAGAACGACAAAUUUCACAUCAGAUUAUGCAUUCAAGUGCUGAAGAAGUUCAUAAGGAUGCGGAAUACGCUGUCAGCCUAAAUUCACCGCAUCCACGGGAUUCAAAUAUACGGUCUGAAAGUGAAGAUAUUGCGUUUCAAAAUGCUAGUGGUACUCCGGAAAGGACAUUCCGUAUUGUUAUGUGUGGUGAUGCUGCGGUAGGGAAAUCUUCGCUUGUAUAUAGGAUUAUUAAAGGGUCGUUCAGUGGAAGCUUACCGAGCACGCUUGGCGUUGAUUUUUAUGUAAAAACUGUCCGUAUUGAAGGCAAAGUAGUUGCAGUUCAGCUAUGGGAUACUGCUGGUCAGGAACGGUUCCGUAGUCUCUGCAAAAGUUAUUUUCGUAGGGCAGAUGGGGCUAUCUUGGUGUAUGACUGUGUUUCCGAAAGAACAUUUAUUCGUGUUCGUGAAUGGAUUGAUAUCAUUAGGGAGUCAACGUUAAGACCUAUACCUGUUAUGCUAUGUGGUAACAAAACAGAUCUACGGAGAGGCCUAGGCAACAGUGGUGGAUGCGUUACUACUAAAGAUGGAGAGGAAGUUGCUGAGGCUUUAGGCGUAAUCUUUGCCGAAUGUAGUGCACUAGACGGAUCUAACGUGGACAAUGCCUUUUUCAUUUUGGCAAGGGAACUGAUGGCAACCGAAGAUGUUGAAGUGAAGAGUACGGGUGUGACACUGACAGAAAAGAAAAGUAGCUCGUGUUGUGGGAGGCGAUAG
This is a messenger RNA of Enterobius vermicularis (human pinworm), 1989 nucleotides long. Lineage: Eukaryota; Metazoa; Nematoda; Chromadorea; Rhabditida; Oxyuridae. The record is from the annotation of a GenBank genome assembly.